Oryza brachyantha (malo sina) is the source of this 555-nucleotide messenger RNA. RefSeq names its product linamarin synthase 2-like. The record is from RefSeq and is a predicted model, not a curated record. The transcript has 2 exons. Lineage: Eukaryota; Viridiplantae; Streptophyta; Magnoliopsida; Poales; Poaceae. The coding region runs from base 1 to 555 and encodes 184 amino acids.
AUGGCAGCGGCACCGACGUCUUCCGCCGCGGCGAGGCGGCCUCACGCGCUGCUCGUCCCGUUCCCGUGCUCCGGCCACAUAAACCCCACGCUCCACCUCGCGCGGCUGCUGCACUCGGCCGGCUUCGUCGUCACCUUCGUGAGCACCGAGCACAACCACGCGCUCAUGCGGGCGCGCGCGCGCGGCGGCGGCGACGGCUUCCGGUACGAGGCGAUCCCCGACGGCCUCUCGCCGUCGGAGCGCCGCGCCCACGACUACGGCUUCGGCGUCCUGCGCGCCGUGCGCGCCCACUGGCCAGGGCACCUCAGGGAGCUCAUCGCGCGACUCAACAGCGUCGCCGAUGACUCCUCAUCCUCGUCGUCGUCGCCGCCGCCGCCGGUGACGUGCGUGGUGGCGUCCGAGCUGAUGAGCUUCGCGCUCGACGUGGCCGCCUCGCUAGGCGUCGCCGCCUACGUGCUGUGGGGCACCAGCGCGUGCGGCCUCUCCUGCGGCCUCGCCGUACGGGAGCUCAGGCGCAGAGCCUACGUACCACUCAAAGUGCUGGCCAAUAGAUAG